AUGAAAGGUGCAGCAUUUGACUGGAUUGACGUAAAUAAUGUUAACGAUGUUAAGGUUUAUCGAGCUACUGAUAAACGAGAAGUCGAACGAUUCACUUAUUUUCCAACUUUAAACGAUCGCAUCUUUCAACAGCAACGUCGUCAUUAUCCAAUCGUUGAAAUUAGUCUACCGAAACAAAAUAAUAAUUCAUUACGAUAUUUCGACACAUUUCCUGUAAUUAGUCAAGAAAAUCAACUUUUUGAUUCUGGAAAAGAACGUUUUUUAUCAGAAAAAGAAAUUUGUGGCGACCAAUAUAAAGAAUAUAAUAAUAAUUCGCUUAUAACAACAACAACUCGGCCAAUUCGAUUUGAUUCCGAACAAUUGAAUAGAUCAAUCUACGAUCAGCUACCGCAAUCGAAUUUAGUUGACGAACGUGAUAAGAAUAAAUUAUUCGAUCACAGAAUUGAUAUUUCCAGCUUGGAUGCUUUAUUAAGCGACGUUUCAACAGCGGAUAUGUCAAAAACGACCAAAGGAUGGCAAUCGUCAUUUUUGACGAUGCGCGAUAAAUUUGGUAAUGCAGAAAGAUGCGACGAAACUGUGAAUUCAUAUUCUACGACUAAUUUUACGACUAAUGGGUCAAGAACAGUACCGCGAGGAGGACUUUUAAAAUCCGCUAGUCAUGGUGCUAUUACCAUUGGUGGAUCAAAUGACUUAAACGACAGACAAAAAUCUUUGUUAGAAAAUGCUGUUGAAAAGCGCGCUGCUGAAGCACCUGAGUUACGGCAUUCAGGUCCUAGGCAUGAAUUGGGUUCUUUCUGGGAGGAAAUCGUUCGGAAUCAUUCAGGUUUGCCCCAGCGUACACCGCUACAAAUGACAGCCGCUCAAAGAUUGGAGAUGCUUCAUGAGCCAGUGGAUGAACGACGGCAUCAUGAGGGUCGAUUUCCUUAUCAUAGCAAUGGAAGUAGGCUCGCAGAACGGAAAGCUCAGUUCUUAAAAGAAACUUUAAAAUCUUCAGGAACAAAUGAACGAAUACUUCCUGGACACUUAUCACAAAAUUCAUCAAUGCCAAAUGGAUUCGGUAUAUCGAAGAGAUUCGAAACGACAGAGCAAAGAAGGCAUGAAAAUGGUCCGAAUUUUUCAGCCUUAGAUAGUGCUGUCGCAGAACUUGGCCACAAUAAUAUUAUAUAUAAUAAAUCGACUCAUAGCGGUGGUUGUCAAAAAUUUCCAACUGAUGAACUCUCAACACUAAAUCAACCUCUGAAAAAAUACCAGUCACAUAGUCCGAGCCCGGAUGCAACAAGUGACACCAGUUCAAAUUACAAUGCUCCAACUGGCCUUCCACAUCCCAAGCCUAAGCAUAAUAUUCGUGAACAACUUAUCCAAGCCGGUUUUGAGCCACGUGGUAGUGUUGGUUACGCAAACCGAGUUGGAAAUCGAGUUGGAAGUUCGACUAAUUUUCCAGCGCCAUCAAGUGGUAGUGUUGCUUCUAGAAUAUCUGAAUUUGAGAAACGGCCCGGUGCCCCUAACUUAUUGCAAAUUGCAUGUGCCCUAAGUGGCAUGCCACAGCGAAGUGAGUCGCCCAUACGCUCACCUGUUGGUCCAAUGUCACCACGAUCUUCUGUUUAUCGUACAAAACCAGUAAUCCAUGCUGAUCUUGGUAAUUCACCAAAAAUACAUACAGAAAUGAAUGGAGGACCACCGUCUAUAUUUCAGUUUCCAUCACUGAAGACUGUAUGUCCAAAUUUAAUCCGAGUUUUUCAAUUCUUUCAUAAUUUAUUUUAUAUAAUUUAUAAAUAUUUUAUCAAUUUAUUCAUAUUCAUAUCUCAUAUCUCAUUAUGA
Molecule: messenger RNA, 1818 nt
Organism: Dracunculus medinensis (Guinea worm)
Lineage: Eukaryota; Metazoa; Nematoda; Chromadorea; Rhabditida; Dracunculidae
Source: the annotation of a GenBank genome assembly